AAAGGGCGGCGUGAAGUGGGGCGGAGGUGCUGACGCCCUCGGGGGCAGACGGGUUCGGCAGAGAGAGCCGGGCUAAUCGGAGGGCUGGGAGGCCGCCACUGUGUGAAGCUUUAUAAGGGCAAGUGACGGUCUGGGCCUGCGAGAGCGUAACUCUGGACGUACGUACAGACUGGGGAACGAGAGGCUGGAGACCUCAUUUCCAUCGUCCUGGGGUUCCUGGUUGAUGGAAACUUGACUAUAAAUCAGCAGUGCCCUGGCAGGCAGGAGGGCCCGCCGUGUCCCGGGGGGCAUCAGGCCCAGCAUCGACAGCCGGCAAGGGAGGGAUUGUCCCUCUGCACUGGGGCGGCCUCACCUCCGGUGCUGGGGCAGCUCUGGGUGCCACAAUACAAAACAGACAUUAAACUAUUUGAGAGCUUCCAAAGGAGAGCUGUGAAAAUAGUCAAGGGUCUCGAGGGGGAGCCACAUGAGGAGCGGCUGAGAUCCCUUGAUCUGUCCAGCCUGGGGGGGACUGAGGGGAGACCUCACUGCAGUUACAGCUUCAUCAUGAGGGGAAGCAGAGGGGCAGACACUGAUCUCUGUGGUGCACAGUGACAGGAAACAAGAGAAUGGCCUGAGGUUGUGUCAGGAGAGAUCUAGGCUGGAUGUUAUUAGGCAAAGGUUUUUACCCAGAGAGUGAUUGGGCACUGGAGCAGGUUCUCCAGAAACCUGGUCUCAGCACCAAGCCUGCCAGAAUUCAAGAAGCAUUUGGAAGAUGCUCUCAGGAACAUGGUGUGAUUCUGGGGAUGUCCUGCGUAGAGUCAGGAGUUGGACUUCAGUGAUCCUUAGAACUCGGUAUCUGUGACAUGGGGAGAAGGAGUGCCUGAGGCUGCACUGGAGGCAGGGGCUCUUCUUCACAGCUGCUGUCCCUCAUGGGCUGUGCCCUUAACUCCUGUGGUGUCCUUAGCUGAACUGAGACCAGAUGCAAGCCCUGGCUGACCCGUGGGACUCCUCACCCAGGAGAUGGAAAAACUGGUUGCUUGUGUACAAAAAAAGCCAGAUGCUGUUUGUAGACUGAUUUGCUUUCCAUGGGCUGGAAGUGGAACUUCACAACUUGCUCAGUGGGGGAGACUCUUCAACGACUCAGUUGAAGUGUUCUGUAUAAGGCUUCCUGGAAGAGAAACUCGUCUUGAAGAGCCUUUUGCAAAAGACAUGACAAGUGUAGUUAAUGAAAUUACAAGUGUUUUGUUAAAAGAAUUGAAAGAAAAACCAUUUGCAUUUUUUGGUCACAGUUUUGGAACUUACAUGAGUUUUGCUGUCGCACUUCAUCUGAAAAAAAAGUAUGGACUGGAGCCAGUCCAUCUUUUCAUGUCAGCAGCACACUCCCCAAAUUCUGCAGCAUAUCUUGCUGUCAAAAGCAUAGUCCUACCUGAUGGACCCAAUGACCUUCUUGCAAUUAUGGAGAUUCUAGGAGGAAAUUUUGAGCUUCCACAUGAUGAAGACCUUUGGAGGGAUACGGCGCUUACUUUCAAAGAAGACGCCAAACUUUUUCAGACGUGUUCAUUUGAGAAGACAGAACUGAAUAUCCCCUUCUCCUGUGAUAUUACCUACUUUUGUGGGUCUGAUGAUAAAAUAUAUGAUGCAAAAGGUUGGCAAGAACUAACGAGUGGAGAUACUUCCUUUUAUGAGCUUCCUGGAGAUCACCUUUAUCUGCUGAAACCCUCUAAUGAAAGCUUCUUGAUAAAACACAUGACAAGAAGCAUAGAAAAUGGUCUAUGAGUAUUUCUCACAAUUUUUAAUAGCAGUGUAAGGUUGGUCCACAGCAAUUUGUAAUAAAUCACUUCUUUCUCUACAUUGCAGUUAUGCCUCAAAGUUGUUCUGUUCCUCUGUAAUCCUUUAUAAGGGGAUGUUUUCCUGAUGUUUUGAAAACAAACAUAGGCUUUGGGUCUUAACAAAGGUUUCAUCUUUUCCUUCUUCUCUUACAUGUGUACAAACUCUUCACUUUAUUCCAUAACCCUGUUUGCAAAAGCAUUAUGUCUAUGUUAUUUUACUGUUAGAGCUUCUGUUUGUCCGCUCCUAUCAAAAUGCUAAAUAUAAUUUAAUACCCACAAAAA
Messenger RNA from Melospiza melodia melodia, 2090 nucleotides. It is a transcript of the gene OLAH, whose product is annotated as oleoyl-ACP hydrolase. The transcript has 7 exons. Bases 1000 to 1755 code for a protein of 251 amino acids. Gene Ontology annotation, biological process: lipid biosynthetic process. Lineage: Eukaryota; Metazoa; Chordata; Aves; Passeriformes; Passerellidae. The record is from RefSeq and is a predicted model, not a curated record.